Molecule: messenger RNA, 459 nt
Organism: Phytophthora nicotianae INRA-310
Lineage: Eukaryota; Oomycota; Peronosporomycetes; Peronosporales; Peronosporaceae
Exons: 1
Coding region: 1-459 (152 amino acids)
Source: RefSeq, a predicted model, not a curated record
AUGGAGAACUGGGGCAUUUCGAAGGAUUACUGCAGCCGUUUUGUUCGAGAUUCAGGGUCGAAUAUGGUGUCCACAGGAGAAAUCAUGGAUGUUUCGUACCAUGCAUGCGUUUCGCACGAACUACAUCUCAUCGUAUCGGGGCUUUUGUCGAAGAAGAAGACAACAGAGCAACCCAAUCCGGCUUGGGAAGCUAUUGUCAGUGCAGAAACAGAUGCAUGUUUAAUUGAAAAUGAAGAGGACGAUGAUUUAAGUGAAGAAGAUGGAGCAUGCAUAGAGGGCCUUCGUGAUGCUGCUGUUGAUGAAAUGGAUGUGUUCCUUAAAAAAGCACUGGCUGCAUUGGAGAUGGAUGAGUUGGCUAACAUGAGAAAGACGGUACAAACAUUUCGGACACUUGCUGUGUAUUUUAGGAAGUCUCCCAAAGCGCGUCACCGGUUAGAAGAAAUUCAAAGAACGAGCUGA